Molecule: messenger RNA, 1283 nt
Organism: Propithecus coquereli (Coquerel's sifaka)
Lineage: Eukaryota; Metazoa; Chordata; Mammalia; Primates; Indriidae
Product: BTB/POZ domain-containing protein 9
Exons: 7
Coding region: 91-1248 (385 amino acids)
Biological process (GO): circadian behavior; modulation of chemical synaptic transmission; adult locomotory behavior
Molecular function (GO): protein binding
Source: RefSeq, a predicted model, not a curated record
GGUGCGGAGCAGGCGGAAGAGGCGUCUGUGCCGGCGGCCAGGUCGCAGAGGAACAUCGUUGGGAUCAGCGACUAUCAUCAGUUCUCGAAGAUGAGUAACAGCCACCCUCUUCGCCCCUUUACUGCAGUGGGGGAAAUUGAUCACGUGCACAUUUUGUCUGAACAUAUUGGUGCCUUGUUAAUUGGGGAAGAAUAUGGUGACGUCACAUUUGUUGUGGAAAAGAAACGAUUUCCUGCCCACAGGGUAAUCUUGGCAGCCAGGUGCCACUAUUUUCGAGCGUUACUGUAUGGUGGAAUGCGAGAGUCUCAGCCUGAAGCAGAAAUCCCUCUCCAAGACACCACUGCGGAAGCGUUCACGAUGCUACUCAAAUACAUCUACACCGGGCGGGCCACGCUGACAGACGAGAAGGAGGAGGUGUUGCUGGACUUUCUGAGCCUAGCUCAUAAAUAUGGAUUUCCAGAGCUGGAGGAUUCUACCUCUGAGUAUCUCUGUACCAUACUUAACAUUCAGAACGUCUGUAUGACUUUUGAUGUUGCCAGUCUCUACUCGCUUCCCAAGUUAACCUGUAUGUGCUGCAUGUUUAUGGACAGGAAUGCUCAGGAGGUGCUCUCAAGUGAAGGUUUCCUCUCCCUUUCCAAGACGGCACUUUUAAACAUCGUAUUAAGAGAUUCAUUUGCAGCUCCUGAAAAAGAUAUUUUCCUAGCCUUGUUAAACUGGUGUAAACACAAUUCGAAGGAGAAUCAUGCUGAAAUCAUGCAGGCUGUGCGUUUGCCUCUGAUGAGUCUCACUGAACUUCUCAAUGUUGUGAGGCCUUCGGGACUCUUGUCUCCUGAUGCCAUUCUGGAUGCUAUUAAAGUACGAUCCGAGAGCCGGGAUAUGGACCUCAAUUACAGAGGCAUGCUCAUACCAGAAGAAAACAUUGCGACUAUGAAGUAUGGAGCCCAGGUUGUAAAAGGGGAGCUGAAGUCUGCAUUAUUAGAUGGUGAUACUCAAAAUUAUGAUUUGGAUCAUGGAUUUUCUAGGCACCCUAUUGAUGAUGACUGCCGUUCAGGCAUUGAAAUUAAGCUAGGUCAGCCAUCCAUUAUCAAUCACAUACGGAUACUCCUGUGGGACCGGGAUAGCCGGUCUUAUUCAUACUUCAUUGAAGUAUCAAUGGAUGAACUUGAUUGGAUCAGAGUGAUAGAUCAUUCUCAAUAUCUGUGUCGUUCUUGGCAAAAGUUAUAUUUUCCAGCCCGUGUCUGCAGGUGAGAUACUGAUGUAAACAGUUUGGAGAUACUAAAGAA